Molecule: messenger RNA, 309 nt
Organism: Porites evermanni
Lineage: Eukaryota; Metazoa; Cnidaria; Anthozoa; Scleractinia; Poritidae
Source: the annotation of a GenBank genome assembly
AUGCCGCUGGAAACGCUCUCUCUCAAAUGUCCUUGUGGCUAUAUCAAACAUGACGUUAUGUGCUUGGUAGAAUGGCAGAAUUACGGACAACGGAUUCUCAAGUUCUGUGGCAGGCUUUUUACCUUGGAUUUAAAUGGCGACGGCGUCACGUGCCGUAAAUGUAACAAGAAGAGUAAUGUAAUCGAGUUUCAUUGUUCUUUCUACGACAGGACAACCGAUAUUGGCGUGGAGUACCGAGUGAAGAAGCACACCGGACGAGCCGUCUCUAUGCAGAUGUCAGUGCAUAAAACUGUUGUAUUUUUCAACUAA